Bicyclus anynana (squinting bush brown) is the source of this 2769-nucleotide messenger RNA. It is a transcript of the gene Maf1, whose product is annotated as repressor of RNA polymerase III transcription MAF1 homolog. The coding region runs from base 517 to 1182 and encodes 221 amino acids. Gene Ontology annotation, cellular component: nucleus. NCBI's taxonomy places the organism in Eukaryota, Metazoa, Arthropoda, Insecta, Lepidoptera, Nymphalidae. Gene Ontology annotation, biological process: negative regulation of transcription by RNA polymerase III. The transcript has 4 exons. The record is from RefSeq and is a predicted model, not a curated record. Gene Ontology annotation, molecular function: RNA polymerase III core binding.
GAGUUGGUAACAUUGGCUUGUUUUUGUAAUUUUGUGUGCUAGUGUUCGGAGUAAAUAAAAUAUCUAUUAUUUGUUACUGUGCUCAAUUUAUUUUAAAAUACAGUUUAUCAGUGAUAUUUGAGUGGAUUGAAUUGUUUUAUAACGAUGUCUUCUAUGGAUUCUGACUUCUAGCAGUGAAUUAAAGUGUUUCUGUGCCCUUUCUAGGACGAUCAGUGAAGUGACGCGCCAUUGUUGUACACAAGCCAAGUACGAGCUAAAAAUAAAACUCUAAAGCUUUUACAGCAAUUUAUAAACACACCAACUUUUUCUUAUUUGUAAUGUACCCGCAUCUCACCAGCGCGGCAGAAGAACAGAGGACAAACUUGAUACCGAGUGUGAAGCUUCUUCAUUCAAAGAGGAAAGGCAUAUUUAUACACCCCUCUGCUAUGUACAGAAGUAGUGCACCGUGCACGAAUAUAUGCGCAACAACACCGAACAAUUUGAGAGGGUAAAUAUCGGCAUCGGAAGUUUGUAAAGAUGAAACUCUUAGAAAGUGGACAUCUCGAAGCGCUGAGCAGCGCCCUGUCUAUCCUGAACGGGGACAGCGCUGUUCAAGGCCGAGUGGAGAGCUACAGCUGCAAAAUGGCGGGAGCAGAGAAAGCCUUCUACAAGCGCUUCACGGCAGAUGGAGAAACCACUCACAAUCUUCAAGCUUUGUCACCUCCGGAAGGCAUGUUGUAUAGCCGAAGCCUGUCAGGUGAUGAAGAAGGAGUACUCUGUGAUACAAUAUCUCGGAAAACUUUAUUCUAUUUGAUUGCCACACUGAAUGCUGCCUUUCCAGAUUAUGACUUUUCAAUGGCCAAGAGCAGUGAAUUCAGUGCGGAACCAUCUCUGAGUUGGGUGCAAGGUGCUGUGGAUGCAGCCCUGUCUGCUGUAGGCGGGAUGAGGUGGCGGCAACUCAGACCAGCUCUGUGGGCUGCUAUAGAUGAAGAGGUGCUCUUGCCAGAGUGCCGUAUAUACAGCUACAACCCAGACCUGGCCAGUGACCCAUUUGGAGAGCCUGGCUGUCUAUGGACGUUCAACUACUUCUUUUACAACAAGAAGCUGAAACGCAUUGUCUUCGUCACAUGUAGAGCGAUGAGCCCUGUGUGUGCUGACUCUGGCGUGGACUUUGCUAUGGACGAAGAUGAGGAGUAUAACUGAAGAUUAUUUUUUAUUUCUCUUAUUUUUCAAUAUAAUUUCAUUAAUAUUUUUCUUAUAUUGCUAUUAUAGAUUAUAGAUGCAACACGUAAUUAAUCAAGAAUAACAUAACACAAAAAAAGAAAAAAAAAAUGUCUUAAGAUUAUUGUAGUGUUAACAGAAGCGACGGUCAGUCUAGAUAAUAUUUGUUUAAUGUCUAAUGACCAACAUUAAUGUUAAUGUCUUUUUCGUUAUGGUGUUUCUGUAGGUACUCUUUACAUUAAAUAUUCAUAUAUAUGUUUUUGUCAUAGAUUUAAGGAAAACAUUAUUUCACUUUUCUCAACUCACUUUUGAACAAUAUUAACACAAUAGAAGCUAUAUUCAACAUUAAAAAUAUGCCUGUAUAUAUUAAUGUUUAUAAAAAUAAAUAGAUUAUUAACAAAAGGCAAAUACAAAAUAAAUUAAUAUAAAUAAAUAAGUGUGAAAAAGCGUCACUCUAUUGUUAUAUGUAUUAUCAUUAAUAUUAUAUUUUUGAGGUACUGGAAAGUUAUAUAUCUUUAUUAAAUAUUAAUUACUUGACAAUUAUAAAAUUAGUUUAAUAUAUUCGUCACAAAAUGUUUAAAAGAAUAAAAAAAAAAUGUCAUUUUGAAAAGAGACUAUUUAUACAAUGUGUUUCUUCAAAAUUAGUCUAUGACGAACAGAUCAUAUCAUUUUAAAUUGUUCAUAAAAUGUAAUUGGUAUUGUUUGUUCCGCCUUAUCCCUUUCUGUUCAAUAACUGACUUAGUAUUAUGAUAGAAAUAACUUCUGUAGGUACAUAGGAAGAUGUUUUUUAUUUUUUAAAAUAUUUAAUCUAUGCAAACAAAACUUUAUAUUGAAGGAUCUCUGCACAAAAUUUUUUUUAGAUAUCUAAGAUAUAAGUGAUUUUGUACAGCUCAAUAGUGAGGUGUUAUACCUAGAGUAUAAUAUUAUGUCGUAUUUUUUUAAUUAUAAGGGCCGAUUUCACCUCGUCUAAAGUUUUUGAUAGUCUUAAGACUGUUGUUCAUGUCACUUUCUUGCUUAUGGUCAAAUGACAAAGACUACAUUUUUGGAAUUCACUAAUGUCAUGUUUUUUUAACAAUAUUACUACAAGAAUUGGUCUUUGUGGUGUAGGAUUCAAGUUUUUAUAGCACUGAUCAGACUAUAUGCUAACUUCGUCAUUUUCACUAAAUAAAAGCCAUUGCAUAGUUUUCCAUAGAAAACGUAAAUAGGCUUUGUUAACUUUUUUUUAAAAGGCUAAGUUAGUUAAUAACCCCAGCAGAUACAAAAUGUCAUUAUCUCCAGGCUGGAAAUAACAUCUCACUGAGUUCAAGUUGGUUUAUAACUAUUAACUCACAUUGUUGAAAACGAAAUGUUAAAGUUUAAGAUUUCUGAAAAACUAAUCUUUUGAUUGUAUUUUACCUUAUAGCAUAGCAGGAUGUUUACAACUUGAGUAUUUAUGUAAUUGAAAAAAAAAACAGCGCAAAAACAUAGCAUCUAAUAUGCAAUUCCCAUACACUUUCACGUGUUCUUUCAGGGUUGCCAUAGUAAAAUAGUUAAAAAAUUUGCUUUUCAUUUCAAUUUAUAAACAUCCUG